Molecule: messenger RNA, 7977 nt
Organism: Siniperca chuatsi (mandarin fish)
Lineage: Eukaryota; Metazoa; Chordata; Actinopteri; Centrarchiformes; Sinipercidae
Exons: 10
Coding region: 729-3002 (757 amino acids)
Biological process (GO): establishment or maintenance of cell polarity; centrosome cycle; regulation of cellular localization
Cellular component (GO): nucleus; cell cortex; apical plasma membrane
Molecular function (GO): protein kinase C binding
Source: RefSeq, a predicted model, not a curated record
AGAGUCCAGCUCCCCCCCACAAUGUCACCGGCCAGUUUGUUGAACCUGUUAGCGUCCGCUACCCUCAGCCUGCUGUCCCAGCAUGCAACAGCAUACAGGACAGCACCGGCCACCACAGACUCAUAUCAUAUUAUUUAACUACUGAAAGUGUGACUCUACAUACAGAUUCAUCAGCUUAUUCGUUAAUAUGUGCGUGCACGUUAGCUGUGCACGUGUCCAGGGCAGCUGCUGAAAAUAUGCAAGUUUAACAGAUUCAACAUGUCAGCAUGAGUUCAGCAUGAUGACUGUUUCCUGGUCAGUUGUCUGUCCGUGGGUCAGUUGUCUGGCGUCUGUCUGUAUUUUCUUGGUCAGCGUGGGAGGGGAAGUGAGCAGCAGCUGCAGUAUUAAAGCUCGGCCACUCUCAGCUCCUAAAAUCAAUACAGGAAAUACCAGAAUAAGAGGCAAACAUUUCCUCUGCUCUCCUGCAGGCUCCGCACACAGGAGGCGUGGUCUGUUCAGCUCCACCAAUCAGCUUCUCCGACAGUCACCGGAAGCAUCUGAGACCAGCCAAUCAGAUGCUGGUCUGAGUGUCUCCCGUGGCAACAGUGAGAUCCAAAACAUGUGGAGAGAGAGAGAGGGGCUGCAGACAGACGGAGGGAAGAUCUGCAGGUGUGAUGAUCCUCACCUGCUCAAACUCAUUCUGACCUGCCACUGACCUCCUGUCACCUGACUCCACUCUUCACCUGGUGAUGCGGUCCAGAAGCUCAAGGACACAGGUGUUGGACCUGGCCCCGCCCCCUGCUCGCUCUGCCUCCUGCAGCAGUGUUGAGGAGUUACCUGUGUCCCACAGCGUCUCAGCAGGUGAGGUCCACUCACAGACCGACCUGGACAGUCUGAUGAGCUCUGACUUCGACUCGUGUUCCGCCACCGAACACCUGGCAAACACUUGGAUCUGCAUCACACGUGGUGAAGACCAGGUGAUCCAGCAGGGGGUGCUGAGGAGGAACAGCUUCCUGUCUCUGAGUCAAAGGGUCCAGGUGAAUCGCAGGAUCCUCCAACACCUGCUGAUCAACCAGAGGACACACUUGGAUGACAGCCAAUCAGAGAGCAGAGAGCACAACGACACAGGUUUUGUUCUGAAUGAUUCUGAGAUUCUUCUGGGGGAUGAAAACCAUCACAGUCUCUUUGUGUCUGCUGCUGCCGCGGCAACCGAGCUGUGUGAGGACAGAGGUCGUAUGAAGCGCCGCUGCGUUCCUCUGAGAGCCGACCACAACCUGCUGACCCCCGACACCCACACGCUGUCGGGGGUCAGGCUGCAUCCUGUCAUCCAGGUGAGGUCGAAGGGUGUGGCCUCUUUUUCUGGACACCUGAGUGACUCGUCCAGCUGCGAAUCAGCUGUCGGGUCGACGAGGCGACGCCCCCCCACAGCCUCUCCAACUCGUCGUCUGCGAUUUGAGGAUGAGACAGAGAUGGAGGCGGAGUCUCGUUACCUGGAGCGGCAGAGGAGACGGCCGAGUCAGCGAGGGACAGGUGUCCUGGUCUCCAAACCGGACUUGAACCUGUACGUCAAGGCGGAGGCGGGGCCACGGGGGGCAGGGCAUGUUGUUGAAAGACAGCAGAGAGGACGAACGCUGGCCGGGGGGGCGGGGCAGUGUGACUGCUGUGGGAUGGUUUUAGGAGGCGGAGUCAACCUGAACCUCCGUCUACACCCACCUGUACCUGAAAACAGGGGGCGGAGUCUGUACAAGACUGAGCCAAUCAGAGAGACUUACAUUGGCUCUGUCACACCUGGUGAGACCAGCGGGGAAGGGAGCGGGGCUGGCCGUGUUGCUAACAAGCAGGUGAUGAGGAGGACCAAUCAGGUGGAACUUAAUGGUAACCAGGCGACUCUCCCUCAGGCCACGCCUACCACAGACCUGCCAAUCAAUCCCUACGCCCCCGACCAACUAACCACACCAGCUCAGCCCUCUUGUUUAGCUCUGCCCAUGUUCAAAUGCCCCUCCUCCCCCUCCUCUCCUCAGAGUGUCAGGCCCAACUGCACAAAAUCAGUGCAGAAUCUGAACCAGAAGCAGGAGGAGCAGGGGAGACCUGCAGCAGCCAAGCCCCACAGAGAGCUCCAAUCUGGGCCAGGGCUGAAGGAGAGGAGCCCCUGUGUGAAGGAGGGAGGUCUGUAUCUUGGGAUGAAGAGCUCCUCCUCCUCCUCCUCAGGAAGGAGCUCCGAGACAACAGUUGAAAGCCAAGCCCCGCCCACUCCAGACAGCAGCAACUAUGGACAGGUCAGACAGCCAAUGAGAGCAGAGCUUCACAGUGAUGACACUUCACUUCCUGAACACUUCAUAAGCAGAGACGAAUACUCUCGUCUUUCUCUGCGACGUCUUUUCUCCACCGUCAGACUGAGCAGGACUCGAACCGGCAGCCUUGACCGCCUCAGUUCACGGCCCCGCCCCUCAGUGUCUGGUCCUGCCCCCUCAGACCCUGCCCCCUCGUGUCCCAGGAAGUCCUCUGGCCUCCUGAAGAAAACCCCGUCUGUUCAGUCGCUCAGUGUGGGGUCGCCCUUCUUGCAGUUGAAGAAGUCAUCAUCAGUUCAGUCUUUUGGUUCAGAGCAGAAGAAGAAGAAGGAUCGUUCUGCUGACUACAGACCAGCUGCUGACCAGUUCCUGCAGCGGUGUCUCAGUACUGAGGACGUCGGCCGUCCCUGUUCAGUCCGUUCUGUUGGUCGGGUUCUUCAGGUUUGUUCUGAUGGAACGUUUCUGUUGGAACUCAGUCAACCGAAGAGCCAAAUGUACGGAUUCAUCAUCAGCAGAGGGAGAGGACGACCUGACUCUGGCGUAUACGUGGAGGACAUGGUGGACAGCAGCACCGAGAAGUUGUACGCUGGCCUGCUGGCGGUUGGAGAUGAGAUCCUGGAGGUGAAUGGGGAGAAGGUGGCCUGUCUCAGUCUGGACCAAGUGACCCACCUGCUGACCCAGAACACCUCUGCCACCGUUCGGGUGCUCCGACAACGGAGGACGCCUCCAAGGUGACCUCAACACUGACCGACCGCAACUACAACCACCACAACACUGUCUGAGGCUGUCUACGACUGCUAGGAUACUCACGACACAUCCAGGGAGUAGCUACCUGACCCUCGCUUCAUAACCAAACCACACCUUCGAGUACCUGGUCCAACCAGAAUUUAAACUCCAGAACACGUUGAUAACUAAAUUAACUGAACUGAAAAUUUUACUUUACUGCAACUUCCACAAAAACUGCAACAAACUGCUGAGCUGCUUCCUGGACUGAGCUGACCACAUGACCGAGACCACAACCUACGAGCAACUGGUCCAAACUGAACUGAGCUCUACAGCCCUUAACCCCUAACCCUUCUGCCGGACCCCUCACCUCCAUGUGGGACUGUAGGCAUCAGACUCUGAGUGGUUGGUACAAACAGGAGUUUAAAGGUAAAUCUUUAACCUGACAUCAUGUCUUUAGAUCUGAUCAACAUGAAAACAGGAAAUCACAUUCUCCCCCUUCUGUUGUCACAGAGUGCAGGUCCACAGGUAGAUCAGUCCAGGUGAGGGAGGUUCACUGCAGAAACAGUUACCUAAAUGUUAUUCAGAUUCUGUACUGAAGAAGCUUCUCAGAGCAACAAAUCAAAUCCUAACUAGUCAGAAAUGAUCAAAGUGAACAAAGUGACAGCUGUUAACCUGUGAAACGACGGUGAUAUUUAUUAGAGCUGCAGAGGUGAUAACAUUUGUUAUUAAGUCCUUUGAGUCUUUUCUCUUGUAAACCUGAAACUUGCUGUUUGAAAACACUUCUGAUGAAGCAGAAACGCGUCAGUUAGUUUAAAAGUGUAGAAUGAGCUCAGUGCUGCCUCUUGUGGUUGAUGGCAGAAGAACAUCGACUCACUAACUGCAACUCUGUUACUGUGGUGGUGUUUUCUGCUCUGCAGCCUCAGGGGGGCAGGAAUGACCUCAUUACAGCUUGUUGCACCAAAAUGAAGAGAAGAAGAUUCAGAAACUAACUUAGACUAACUUUAACACCAGAGACUUAAUUUCUUUUGAAGAACACAUCAGCAGGUUUAUCUGCUGACUUUAAAUUAAAUAUGACUUGCUUUACUCUUUCUUCACCUUCAGAGCUGCUGUAAUAAAAAUAUUAAAUGAUAUCAAGUUAACUCGUUAUUUAACGUAGUAACAGUGUUGUAUUGGGUUGUUUGGCUCAUAAACAUUUACAGUAUUUAAACAAACCCCUGCAGUAUUUCUGUCUCUGUACAGUUCACAUGUAUUUUCAUAUGUUUGUUUAUAUUUUCAGACAAAUAAAAGAAACAAUGAACUGAAGCUUCAUCGCUCCUGUUAAAUAGUUGAGGUGGGGAUGAUGGGACAAAAUCUAAAUAUUCAGUUUUGUUUAAUAAUUGUUUCCCUAUAAAUGUAAAGGAUUUUUUAUUUUCAUUUAUUGUUUUGUAUUUCUUUCACUUGCAGUUGGCCUGAAUGUAUCCCAUGCCUCUACAACACUAACAUACAAAAGAAUCUAAACAUUAUGGUGAAGCUUUAACUGUAGAACAUAAACGUCCUUGUUAAAACUCAAAUUCCCAGGACCGAACCCUGACAGAAAUAAACUAUGAAUAAAAUAUUUAGAAAGAAAACAGUCAAAGAUAUUGAAUAAAGAUUCACAGCAGCAUAUGAACAAUUGUUUAUAUUUAUAACACACUGUAAUGUAUUUGUGAGCAGAUUUAAAGACAUCUUUAAGUUAUUAGAACCUUUCCAUGAAACAUCAGUAACCCUUAAAUCUGCUUACAAAUACAUUAGUUUGUUAUAAACCAUCCAUAUACUGCUGAUAAAUGCUAAAUAUGGUGUUAAAUGUCUGAUAGUUCUGACUCUGAUCAUGAAAACAGGCAGAAAACAUUUUAAAGAUCAGUCUGUUUUUAUUUUCUGAAUCCGUUCAUUGAAAUAAAAUUCACCUGCAGACAUAAAAACUUCACUCAGCUGCUGAUAUCAACAACAAACAAAAUAAUGACAGACGACGUUUUCAUUCACCGAUUAAUAAUACAGUUUAACUAAACUGAUCAAUAACACAGUUUAAAUAGUUUAACUUCAAACUAAACGUCUUCAUUCAGCUGUAGUUUAGUCACUGAUCUGUUCUGCUGGUCUGAUUCAUGAUGUGUCAGCAAAACACACAGUGGCUAUUAUCAUUAUUUUGACCAUUAUUAUUAUUAUUAUCAUUAUUAUUAUUAUUUUAGGGCUCCAUGUUGGUUUUGUUUCCAAAACUAAAGUCAAAACUAAACUAAAACAUGGAUUUAUUUUCAAAUUAAAGACACUGAAUAAAUCAGUUGAAGCUGAAGGAAAAAUUUCUGCUUAAUUUAUGAAUAAAAAAACUGUUCAAUCUAACAGAAAACGUAUUAAGACUAAUCAAAGGUGAAAUCUGACAUUUCAUGAAAUAAAAAUGCAGAAAAUACUGAAUUAUUUUGUGAAAUUUGUUGGAAAACGACUGGAUAGAUUUAUGAAGUUAGUGUUAAAACAUGUCAAGAGAAUAAACAGAUUAAACAUUACUUAUGACUUAUAACCUGUAAUUCUGUAUGUUUCUGUCCAUCAGUCAGAGUUAUGAACACUGUGGUUUUAUUUUAUUAAAACAGUAACAGGAAAUAUUUGAACUUUUCACAACAUUUCAUCACCUGCAGACGUGUAAAUUUCACCGCCAUGCGGUAAACCUGAUGGUGUGAUUGGCUGCUUCGCCUUACAGCUCACCUGUUACCUGAUUUCAACCAAUUUAUAUCAAACAAGCAGUUACCUCGCACGCUAACCUUCAAGACUGCACUUCCUGCUUCUGCUUCACACCGGAGAAAGGUUUUUAUUAUGAAGCAGCAGCAGGAAGUGUCUGCUUUGAAUUAUAUACAGGAAACAAAAAUAAAGUAAAGUAAAACAAACUAUUAGAGGAAACAAUAAAAAAUAAAAUAUCAGUGAUGCAUUCAGUCACUUAAAAUCAUAAAACAAAAACACAAACUGUAAACAGAAAAAUCACAAAAACAACAGAAACAGGAAGUUUUAGUGUUAAUUAACAUUAUUUUUUCAAAAGAUUAUUUUCUUUCCACAAACCAUCACCGAGCUCCAACCUCGGUGUAGUACGAAGCAACAUUAAAGGGUUGGCCAGGUGUGUUGAGCCUGCAGCCACAGCUUUCAGUGUCAGGAAGGAACUUAUACUGCACAAUGUAACACCGACCACUUAGUCUAUUGGUAUUUAUCACAGAUAAUAUUCAAUCAAUAAAAUUCUUUUCAAUUUGAUUUAACCAAAAACUUAAGUGAUUUCCAUGUAUCCUUCCGCAUGGGACAGUGUCAGACCUAAAUGCAAAUCUUGAGUUUAAUGUUUAAAUGUAUCGAGAGUAACGUGUAAGAGAAUGUGCAGUUCGAAAUAAACGGGAGGUAAGUGGUAAAAUAUAUUAACUCACCAAUUUAAACGAUUAGCUAUUUCCUGCCAGCAUCUCCCUCUUGCCUUAUUAACAGUGUGGCUUUAAUAUUUUUUAUAUUCUUCAUAGCUUUCAAUUAAAACGGCCUGUUCCUCUUGACUGAAGUAGGCGGCACGUGAUCGGUCCACUUUGUGUGGAAGAAGAGUCAAAUGACGAGCCUUUAGUGGGAACGCGCACAGAGCCUGGCGAAGAAAACCUGGGUUAACAAAGAAAGUUGAUAACCACCGUCGUGACGCGCUGACUGGAGUUUUAGGUUUUGUCGAACCAGCUAACGCAAAGAAAGCCUGGCUAUGUCAAACUUGCUUCGUAGUACACCACUCAGGAUUAAACCAGUAAACCAGGGUUAAACUGGUGUUAACACAGAGUUAAAACUGGAAUUCAAGUUGAGAAUGAAACUGGGUUUAAAGGGAGAAAAGCUGAAGUUAGCAUUGCACUUAACUUGAAAUUAAACUGGAGCUUAACUGGAGUUAAAACAGAGUUAAACUGCAGUAAAACUGGGGUUAAACGUUGCAUUCAAGUGGAUUUAAGAGUCUAAAAGGAGUAAAACUAUAUUAUAUCUAUAUCUAUCUAUAUAUAUAUAGAUAUAGAUAUUAAAAUCAGAGUUAAAGUGUUUUUAAAGUAGUAAUUAGACUGAAGUUAAAGUGGAGUUAAACUGGGAUUAACCUGGAGUUGAGAUGGUUAUUUUCAGCCCUUUAAAUAAAACAUCCAAAAAACACAAUUAUUUUUUUAAAACAUGAAACAUUAAAACACAUCAAUCAUGUUUCCACCUGGUUUGACCUUUGACCUCUGCGAUGAUUUUAACAGUCAAACACUCAAAGAACCAAAGUGCCUUUUCAGUCCCACUCAGAGGGAAGAGAGCGUCCAGUAGAGUCCAGUAGAAACCAGUAGAGUCCUGUAAAGUCUUGUACACACAGUGUGGUUCAGUAAAAUCUGUCUGUGAUAUCAGAGUCCAGUAGAGUCCAGUAGAGUCCAGUAGAAACCAGUAGAGUCCUGUAAAGUCUUGUACACACAGUGUGGUUCAGUAAAAUCUGUCUGUGAUAUCAGAGUCCAGUAGAGUCCAGUAGAGUCCAGUAGAAACCAGUAGAGUCCUGUAAAGUCUUGUACACACAGUGUGGUUCAGUAAAAUCUGUCUGUGAUAUCAGAGUCCAGUAGAGUCCAGUAACUGGUUCAAGCUGACCAAAAAGCUUUUGGUUUCCCGAUUUUAAACAGUUGAUAAAGUUCUUAUUUUAUUUAAUUUUAAUUGAGAGAAAAGAUGAUUUUUGCUUCACACAGACUCAAUAAAAACAAGUUCAGUUUCACUCGAAUGGAGAGAUUAUCUGCUGUGAACUGGAGUUUAACUGUUGUGUUGAUGUUAAUCUAUAUUAAAUACUGAUGGUGUCCUUUAAGUUUUCAGUCUCCUGUUUUUCCAGGAGCCUGAUUGGCUGAUUGCUCUCUGACUCCUCAGGUGUGUUACCUGUCCUCAGGUGUAGGUCUAUACAUGAGGAGGUUUUCUGAUGGAGGUGGACGUCACCCAGAAUUUAAUAACAUCAAAUCCCAGAAUGCUUCACUUCCAGAGUCUUUAG